AUGAACAACAACAAAAAGGCACCCCUCGAUCUCGAAGAGAUCAUCCGAAAGAAGAAGGCCGCCGACGCAGCGUCCUCAAAACUUCGAUUCAUCCCGAAGAAAGAACGAGAGAGGCAGGCGGCAGAACGCGCAAAAGCCGAAGAGGAGGAACGCAAGAAGAAGGCGGAGGAGGAUGCGAGGAGAAAGGCCGACCUCGAGAGAAAAUGGGCGGCUGAGGCCAGCAACGGCACAAAUGGCGUCAACGGAUAUGGCAACGGCAACGGCAACGGCCACAGCCGGGUGCCUACCGGACCGAAAGCCAUGAACAACGGCCAGAAUCAGAACGACGACGGACGUCGGGGACGACGAGAAAAAGCUGAGACGAAAGCGACGACAAAGGAUGGCAAGGAGAAGAAGUCGGCAGACACAAUAGAAGCAGAGCUGUUGCGAAACCGCUACCUGGGGCCCGAGGUGAACAAGGAGUCGAACUUCAGCGUGAAGAAGAAGCGGAAGCGAGCGACGGAGUUCAAGUUCGAGUGGGACGCGGCCGAAGACACCACCCUCGACAACGACCCGAUCUACGACUCACGCAUGUCACUCAAGUCGUUUACAUAUGGUAGUCUGGCGGGCGAGUUCAACGAAGAGGCCGAAGAGAUCGCGCGGAGGAGGGCCCGGAUGAUCGAGGAGCGGGAUCCCGAGUUCGGGAAGCGGCGCGCACAGGAGUACAUGGAGGAUUUCUAUAACGCACGGGAUCGCGCAAAGGAACGCGCAAACCGGACCGGCCUCGGCAAACACUGGUCGAAGAAGGCGCUGGACGAGAUGCGCGAGCGAGACUGGAGAAUUUUCAAGGAGGACUUUGGUAUUGCGACAAAGGGUGGCCUUAUUCCCAACCCCAUGCGCAGCUGGCAGGAAUCCGGCCUGCCCCGGCGCCUGCUUGACAUCGUCGACCGAGUCGGCUACACGGAGCCCACACCGAUUCAACGGGCGGCCAUCCCGAUUGCACUGCAAGCCCGAGAUCUCAUCGGUGUCGCCGUCACCGGUUCCGGUAAAACUGCGGCAUUCUUGCUACCGCUGCUCGUCUACAUUUCAGACUUACCGCCGCUCACCGAGGUUAACCGCAACGACGGCCCCUACGCCCUCAUUCUCGCACCGACGCGUGAGUUGGUCCAGCAAAUCGAGACGGAAGCAAAGAAGUUCGCCGAACCGCUUGGCUUUAGAGUCGUCAGUAUCGUCGGUGGUCACUCCCUCGAGGAACAAGUGUUUUCGCUGCGCAACGGAGCCGAAAUCAUCGUCGCGACACCCGGUCGUCUGGUGGACUGUAUCGAAAGACGUCUUUUGGUCUUGUCGCAGUGCUGCUACAUCAUCAUGGACGAAGCAGAUCGUAUGAUUGACCUGGGUUUUGAGGAUUCGGUGAACAAGAUUCUCGAUGCUCUGCCAGUGACGAACGAGAAGCCAGACACGGACGAUGCUGAAAACGCAGCGAUGAUGAAGAGGUACCUUGGCGGCAGAGACAAGUACAGACAAACCAUGAUGUACACGGCCACGAUGCCGCCGCUGGUUGAGAAAAUCGCAAGAAAGUACCUGCGACGCCCUGCCAUUGUCACGAUCGGUAACGCGGGCGAGGCCGUCGAAACAGUCGAGCAGAGAGUGGAGUUUGUGUCCGGAGAAGACAAGCGCAAGAAGCGCCUGCAGGAAAUCCUGCGCUCGGGAGACUUUGCUCCACCCAUCAUCGUAUUCGUCAACAUCAAGCGGAACUGCGACGCUGUGGCGCGAGACGUCAAGCAGAUGGGUUACUCAGCGGUAACACUGCACGGAAGCAAGACCCAGGAACAGAGAGAAGCGGCACUGGCGUCCGUCCGAAACGGUCAAACAGACGUGCUGGUUGCCACGGACUUGGCCGGAAGAGGUAUCGAUGUGCCGGACGUAUCGCUCGUCAUCAACUUCAACAUGGCGACCAGCAUCGAGAGCUACACGCAUCGUAUCGGUCGUACGGGUCGCGCGGGCAAGAGCGGUGUCGCCAUUACGUUUUUGGGCAACGAGGACGCGGAUUUAUUGUACGACCUCAAGCAGAUGCUUUCCAAGAGCUCGAUCUCGAGGGUACCCGAGGAGCUGCGUCGGCACGAGGCCGCACAGUCGAAGCCCACCAGAGGACACAAGAGGGCAGGUGGUGGUGGAGAGGAGUCGUCAGGCAAGGGGGGUCAGUGGGGCGCCUAA
This is a messenger RNA of Colletotrichum karsti, 2193 nucleotides long. RefSeq names its product pre-mRNA-splicing ATP-dependent RNA helicase PRP28. Gene Ontology annotation, molecular function: RNA binding; ATP binding; RNA helicase activity. Bases 1 to 2193 code for a protein of 730 amino acids. The transcript has a single exon. NCBI's taxonomy places the organism in Eukaryota, Fungi, Ascomycota, Sordariomycetes, Glomerellales, Glomerellaceae. Gene Ontology annotation, cellular component: catalytic step 2 spliceosome. Gene Ontology annotation, biological process: mRNA splicing, via spliceosome. The record is from RefSeq and is a predicted model, not a curated record.